Messenger RNA from Colletotrichum phormii, 2426 nucleotides. RefSeq lists its product as uncharacterized. Lineage: Eukaryota; Fungi; Ascomycota; Sordariomycetes; Glomerellales; Glomerellaceae. Bases 1 to 2076 code for a protein of 691 amino acids. The record is from RefSeq and is a predicted model, not a curated record. The transcript is spliced from 5 exons.
AUGUAUUUUCCGACCAAAAGCAAAUUGGACGUCGGUCAGCUACCGCCUCAUGAUGUGGUGACAGACCUCCAUCGUGACCUGGUCCGAAAAUACAUGAGACAUGGCACUGCGAUCCGGGAAAUUUGGAAAGACUUUGACGCAAGCCAGCGCGCCCAAUGUGUCAAGGACGGGGUGUUGGAUGGUGUCUUGCUCAAACACUCGAGGGAUACUACCUUUGGUGACGUCUACAAGUAUGUUCCCGACUGGAAUUUGCGCGACUUGACUGAAGGACCCGAACAUCUUCUGAACAUGCUCGAGCAUCGCGCCAAGAAGACACUCAUGGAGCAGUAUUGUGACGGGCCUAACGGUGGCGCUGGCGAUCACGGCAUCAUUGUUGAGAGUAUGCGAACUCAGAAUCUCCGCCAUGGUGAGCGUUACGAAGACUGUCUCACCAUAUUCGCCGACGGUUAUAUGUACGGAAAACCGUGCCAUCUAACCGAGGAAGACUUGGAAGGCGUGAAACUGCUGUCUGUUCUUCCUAUUCUUCAAUCGGUCACCAGGGCGGGACUCUUCAUACCCCAAGCUAAUGGCGAGCUAGUCUUGCAUCGUCAAAUGAGCAUAUUGCAGUCGCUCGAUAUUCUCAUGGACGAAAUCUUGGAGCAGGGCUCAAAGACACGAAUCACAACUCAGCCCCGGAAGAAGUCCGCUGAGACGGCCACUGCAGCGUUCUCAAAAUUGAGCGUCAAGGGAUCUUCCGCCAAGCUUUCUCUAGAUGACCUCGUCAACGCUGCUCGCGAUCAGGUACUUCCGGAUGAGAAAGGACGCCGGCUGCCAGUGGUUUCCGAUAAGUUCAUGAGUGCUAGUGUCUUCGACGCCGUCCAUAACGCUGUCAAGGAAGCCGCCCUGUGGAGUUACAUACAUCAGCUUCUCGAACGUUUCCAAACCUUGAACAAGGACAAGGCCCACAAGACGAUUAUGCUACAAGAGAUAGCCAACGCCGUCCAACUCGCAUAUGCCUCCGCCCAAGCCCUCUUCAAGCGGCAGAUCCAAGCGCACUCGGGCACCCAGUGGUACAAGCGAAUGUCCAAUGCGUAUGACGGCGCCGGUAACGCGCGUGUGACGCUGAAAAGCAACCCAGGCGAAUUGACAAGGAGUGAUCCUCAGCUUCACUACAUUCUCCGUCUUUGUCACCCUGAUACCACUGCAUCCAACGCUGUCGAUUGGCUGAAGAACGAGUUCGAGUUGCUUUGUGACCUGGCCACCACCGUCGCCUUCAUUCAAGAUGUAAUCAGCACAACCUCAGCGCCAGCUCCAUCUCGUAAAAAGGGGCAAUUGUUUGUCUCUAGAUCUCAAGAGCUGGAAAUCGAGUUGAACAAGCUCAAGACCGGCCUUGACUUGAGAGACUUUGCUGUCCCCAUCGACAAGCUUCUGGAGCCUUGUAUGACCGUCGAAGCUCUCAAGACCCUCGACCAAUUUGUCGUUGACAAUGCGGGAGCCAAGCUCGGUGUGCUUUACGAAGAUCUCGUUGACGAAUGGUUCUCCGACCUUGAGAACCAAUAUGGACAGUUCAAAGCCAAGAUUGUCCAAGGCCAGAAGGAGUGGACGCCCCUACCGGUGCCAGCCCCCGAGCCGCGAGAGACCUUGGUGGAGCAGCGCAAGCAGAAGGAAAAGACACGUCCGGCUCACGUCUCUGCGUAUGAGGUCGGUCCUCAGGCUGAGGCCUCGACUUUAGAGCCGGUUGUUGAGAAACAGACUUUCAAGGUCUCGCCAGCGACUGCCGAGGUUUUCAAUGCCUUCUUCAAUAAGUCUGAGUCCCGAGGUGCGGUGAACUGGACGGCUUUCGAAGGCGCCAUGGCAGAACUCGGGUUUUCGGUUCUGCCCAAGUAUGGUUCGGUCUUCACUUUCAUGCCGCCCGAUACUAUGGCGGUCCAGAGGCCGUUCACCAUCCACCGACCUCACAAAUCUCAGAUCGAAGGGUACAGGACGCUGAUUUACUCUCGGCGGCUCACACGAGCGUAUGGGUGGGACGAGAAAAACAUUUUCGGUUGCAACGAUUACUUGCUUGUCCGAAAUCCCGACAAUGGGGAGCUGAGUUGAUCCGGGUACCAGGAGGAUCGAUAAGUGCGACGAGAUGUAGACCAAGAAAGUCAAUUGAUGCAUAUCUUUGCGGUCUCAGUGCUUCAACUUGCCAGGGUUGGCCGGACAUCGUUAUUUUGUGGCCAUUGCAAGGACGUUGUUUUCGAAUUUUGGUCUCAUGUCAGUGAGCAGUUAGUGAGCGGUUGAAUCCGGCUGAGAAUCCACUGAGAUGGCAGCCAGGUCAUUGUGGUACCACCAGGGGACAUUCGCGCCCGUCGCCAGACCCAGCUAGCAAAUGUAGCAGAACGAGUGAACAUACGAAUGCGUAGGCAUCCGCCAUUUGGUACUGUUCCAUACGAUGCAAUCAGUGU